AUGCAUGCCAAGUAUACAGGUGUAGACACCGAUAUCGACUUGCUGCCUCAUACCGUCAAGACUGCUUUGACGCCAGCUUUGGUGCGACUCAACCCGAUCAUCGCCGACGAAGUCGUCGAAGCUCUGCGAACAGAACUCCCUCAAUCAUGCGACUGGAACGAGGUCAAGAUCAUGGACAAGAUGAUGCGAGUCAUUGCCAUGGCCUCCGGACGCGUCUUUAUCGGACCGGAACUCUGCCGAAACGAAGAAUACCUAGACGCCGCGAUCAAUUACACCCUCGACCUGAUGAAGGCCGUUCGAAAGGUUGCGGAUAUUGCCCCUUGGCUGCGCCCCUUCUUGGCGGCGAGAACACCUGAGGUCAAGAAGGUCCACUUUCGAAUCGAGGAGGCGGACAAAUUCUUGAGGCCUGUGGUGACCGCAAGGAAGGAGGCGGAGAAGAGUCCUGAUUAUCAAAAGCCGGACGAUAUGCUGCAAUGGAUCAUGGAAUCGCAGAAGAAGUUCGGUGAGAAGAAUGAUAGAGAGCUUGCUAGGUACCAGCUGGGCAUCAGCUUCGCUGCUAUCCACACUACGACUGUCACCACGACCAACGCGUAA
Messenger RNA from Colletotrichum fioriniae, 594 nucleotides. The record is from RefSeq and is a predicted model, not a curated record. NCBI's taxonomy places the organism in Eukaryota, Fungi, Ascomycota, Sordariomycetes, Glomerellales, Glomerellaceae.